UUCUUAGGCAUCAUUCUUAACAAAGAAGUUAAACAUUGGUGGGAAAAGAGUAAACCUUGCUAUAUGGGAUACAGCAGGUCAAGAGAGAUUCCAUGCAUUGGGUCCAAUUUACUACAGAGAUUCAAAUGGAGCUAUUUUAGUUUAUGAUAUAACAGAUGAAGAUUCUUUUCAGAAGGUAAAAAACUGGGUCAAAGAAUUGCGGAAAAUGUUGGGAAAUGAAAUCUGUUUAUGUAUAGUUGGUAAUAAAAUAGACUUGGAAAAGGAGAGACAUGUGUCCAUUCAAGAAGCAGAAUCGUAUGCAGAAUCUGUGGGAGCAAAACAUUAUCAUACAUCAGCCAAACAGAACAAAGGAAUUGAGGAACUCUUUCUUGACCUCUGUAAAAGGAUGAUAGAAACAGCACAAGUGGAUGAGAGGGCAAAAGGCAAUGGCUCCAGUCAACCAGGAGCUGCCCGGCGAGGUGUACAGAUUAUUGAUGAUGAACCUCAAGUCCAGAGCAGUGGUGGAGGGUGCUGUUCUUCUGGAUAACUGUUCACACCUCAGCAAUUAAAACAAACUGUGGAUCAUUGCCCUGAACAUGAAGACUGCCAUAUUCCAAGUCACAUUAUUUUACCAAUGGAAUUAUAGAAUUAACAGUAUUUUAAAUUACGUUUAUAACAUUGCAGAGACCUUAAGUGCUAAACUUAGUGGAGUUUGUGACCAGAGAAUUGGCAUUUUCUACAAAUGUUAACAAAGCAAUUACCAAUGGCCUUUUUACAUAUUUUUUUCUUUAAUAAGGAAUAAUAUGCAUGUAGAAAAGACCUACUUAAAGGCUUCAUUUAUAUUCUUUUAAAUCAAAUCUUUAUUUAAUAACUUAUAUAUGUUGUUGGAAUGGUAUACAUUUUGCAGCCCUUUGUAUUUUGUGGUAGUUUGAACUGUAUCACUUCCAAACAGUAAACUGUUUUUGUUUUUGUUUUUUAAUUAGCAAAUACCCGAAGUACUAUUUUUGCAGGGUUUGCACAGGUCCUUAUAACUGUCUACUACUUUGAUAUAAUCUAUAUACAUCCUGUAUGCUGAGCUGGUAAAAUACAUUGUAAAUUACAUAUUAAAUAUUUUAUCUGCUUUUACAAGCGCAAGGUGCAAAAAUAUAUACAAUAGUCUCAUUGAUGACUGUAAAGUGAUUAACAUUUGAUGAUAAUGCCUAAGCUUUCUGACUCUGAUAUAUAAAGAUCAUAGCUCCCUUCACUUUUGUCUUAACUUGAAAGUGGCGUGUUUAAAUUUUCACAAAUACUUUACUUGAAUUAUUGCUGUUGUCACAUGUUUUGGCCUCUGUAAGUUCAACCGAUGAUCGAGCAGUGGCAUUUGCCUUUUGGUUUGGGUUUUAUUUGUUUGUUUGUUUGUUUGUUUUUAUAAAACAGAUGACUUCUGCCAAUUUUGCUUUAGAAUGGUUAUCUUAGAAAUAUUUGAGUGGAGCAUGCUGAGUUUCACUUUUUCAACGGCUUUGGUUUUCUCUUAAGCUUCAUAUGAGAAGGGUUCAUUGAUGUAAGAAGAGAAAAAGGGGUCCCAGACAGUAGCCACUCACCAAGACUAAUUCAUGCAGCAUGUUAGUGGUAGUUUAUGCUCCUGAGACAGCACUUUUAGAUCUUUUGUGAGCAAGUUGUAUUUGCUUAAUGCUUGCCAGAGAUGAACACAGAAAGUUUUGUUUAAUUUUAUAAGAGCUGUUUUGAGUUUCUGUGAAGGGAAACAUUUCAUGAAAUGCAGUUACAGAGAACACUGGAAAGAUUUAUUAUAAAAUUAUAUUCUUGUAUACUUUGUAAAUUAGUCUCUCAUUAGAUUUUUUUUUUCAUUAAGCAUAGGACUGAACUUUAAUUUGUUAAUUUUAAUAUAAUCAGGCACUGCUCACAGAAGGAACACAAAUGGUAGACAUUAACAUAAAUUGUUUUUGCUCUAAUAUAUAUAUUUUUCCAUUUCUGUCAUGCUUGGAAAACUAGUAAAUGUUAUGUCUAAGAUAAAAUGGAAUGGUCCCUGGAUUUACUUCUAAUAAGAAGCAGCAGUAUCCAAUAAAGUUGUUAGCAUGCGCAAUUAAGAGGAUAUAAAGAA
This is a messenger RNA of Myotis lucifugus (little brown bat), 2077 nucleotides long. It is a transcript of the gene RAB21, whose product is annotated as RAB21, member RAS oncogene family. NCBI's taxonomy places the organism in Eukaryota, Metazoa, Chordata, Mammalia, Chiroptera, Vespertilionidae. Gene Ontology annotation, molecular function: GTP binding; GTPase activity. Bases 206 to 526 code for a protein of 106 amino acids. The transcript is spliced from 6 exons. The record is from RefSeq and is a predicted model, not a curated record.